This is a messenger RNA of Astyanax mexicanus (Mexican tetra), 731 nucleotides long. Its product is annotated as cytochrome c oxidase subunit 5A, mitochondrial. The record is from RefSeq and is a predicted model, not a curated record. NCBI's taxonomy places the organism in Eukaryota, Metazoa, Chordata, Actinopteri, Characiformes, Acestrorhamphidae. Gene Ontology annotation, biological process: mitochondrial electron transport, cytochrome c to oxygen. The transcript is spliced from 5 exons. Bases 131 to 556 code for a protein of 141 amino acids. Gene Ontology annotation, cellular component: mitochondrial inner membrane.
GAAUACGGGCGGAGAAAGAAGCAGCGCUGCUGGUUUCAGCUCUCAGGGCCGCGGCCUCCUCCUCCAUUCUUGCGGUACUUGAUACCGUUCAGAGUCCGGUCCGCAGUCAGCCGGUGUCCCGACCGACAUCAUGUUCAGAGCCGCCGUCCGCCUUUCCGUCUCCGGGGCUCGGAGUUUAGCGCGGUCACGACCGCAGUAUACAGCUCCUGCAGCUGCUCGCUGCUACUCUCAUGGCAAACAGGAGACAGAUGAAGAGUUUGAUGCUCGCUGGGUCACCUACUUCAACAAGCCAGAUAUCGACGCCUGGGAGCUGAGGAAAGGUAUGAACACUCUGAUUGGAUAUGACCUCGUACCUGAGCCCAAGAUCCUGGAUGCAGCUUUGAGGGCCUGUCGGAGGUUAAAUGACUUAGCCAGUGCCAUCCGUAUUCUUGAGGCAGUCAAGGACAAAUCUGGGCCCCACAAAGAGAUCUACCCCUAUGUUAUCCAAGAGCUCCGGCCCACGCUCGAUGAGCUAGGCAUUUCAACACCUGAAGAACUUGGCAUUGACAAAGCAUAGACUUCAACUGUUGUGAGUCUUCCGAGGACCUGUUGCUGUUGGGUCGGAGUGGACCUCUGUACUUGAAGUCUUUGCCUCGUGUCAUGAUGUUUGUGUUAUAUUUAAUUGGCCUUUAUUAUGUUCUUUUGCUUGUAAAAUAUUGAUGGACUUAAUAAAGGGAGAUAUAUUUACUGAA